This is a messenger RNA of Erythranthe guttata (spotted monkey flower), 977 nucleotides long. The record is from RefSeq and is a predicted model, not a curated record. NCBI's taxonomy places the organism in Eukaryota, Viridiplantae, Streptophyta, Magnoliopsida, Lamiales, Phrymaceae.
GUUGAAUUUGAAUGUGUUCCAACUACACUUAUGGAUCGAGUCAUUAAUUUUCUCAAUGAUACUAGGGAAGAUCUUAGAUCAUCAAUGGCUAAAGAUGCAGCUGCGAUCAAGAAUGAGAGCAUUCGCAUUGAUGGAAGUCCUAAGAGUAGUAAAAUAUUGAACUCCAACGGAGAGCAAUCCGUAGGUCAGCUGGACAAAGAACUAUUAUAUGACUUUCAAAGAAAAAUUACUUUCUCUAAGAAUGAGCGGCAAGAUUCAGCCUCCACCGUUCUCUUGGACAAAAGAACACCGUAUGAAUCGCUUUUAGAUAUGUCAAAUGAAGAUCAGCUUAUUGAUAAGUUGCUACAUUCGGGAGGAAUGAUUGCAGACAAGUUAAAAGGAUCCAGGCAACAAAUUAUCCUUGUAGCUUCACUCAUCGAUCGGAUACCUAAUCUUGCUGGGUUGGCCCGGACAUGUGAGGUAUUUAGAUCAGCAGGACUAGCUAUUGCGAACAAAAAUAUAUUAACUGACAAGCAGUUUCAACUUAUCAGUGUAACAGCGGAAAAAUGGGUUCCUGUUUUGGAAGUCCCGGUGGAGAGUAUGAAAGUAUUCUUGGAGAAAAAGAAACACGAGGGUUUUGCUAUCUUAGGUCUGGAGCAAACUGCAAAUAGCAUACCACUGGACCGGUACAAUUUUCCUACAAAAACAGUAUUAGUUGUUGGUCGUGAGAAGGAAGGAAUACCAGUAGAGAUAAUUCAUAUGUUGGACGCUUGCAUUGAAAUUCCGCAGUUAGGAGUCGUUAGGUCUCUUAAUGUUCAUGUCAGUGGUGCUAUUGCACUUUGGGAGUACACUCGACAACAGAGGAUGCUCUAACUCCAACAUCGCCACUAUACUUUGCAAAUGCCAGAAUUCUUUUGAAUUACAGUCUUUUCUUUUUGUUCAAAUUUUGUAUUGAUCAUUUUAGUAAAUGAUUAUCUCAUCAUAACAGUUGUUUCUUA